AAGAUGCUCUGAUUUGCGCGAAAAGAUGAAGUUGGAUUUUACAAUUUGCAAGUUAUAUAUGAAAUAAACGAUACAAUGGGAGUAUGCCGUUUUUUUCAACAGGGCUCUUGCCGUUUCGGUGCAAAAUGCCAUAAUGAACAUUUUGAUGUUAAGCAAUAUCUGAAGACAGACGUUGAAGCUUGCAUCAAUGGCAAAAUGUGGCCCUUAUCCGUGUAUGGGCCGUUUAAAGAUAAACCCAAUAUACCCAACUUCAUAGAAGAUCAAUCCUUCGAAGAGGUUCGAUUUCAAGCAUAUGAAAGUCAGCGGCAAAACUGUUUCGAUCAAUUCCAUCAGCAGUUCACCAAGGCAGUGCAGGAAGCGACAAUGAAAAUGAAGCUUAUGCUGCAAUUCCCCCCACAAGUACUCGAUGUAAUGAUCAAGUUAUAUGAAACACCAGAGGGAAUCCAACCAGCUGCUAAUAACAAUAAUCCUUUCGCUGCGCAAUCCAGCUCAAUUUUUAGCAAACCCGCCUUGGGCUCCGGCAGUUCGAAUAUUUUUGGUAGUGGUUUGACUGCGACUCCAAGCUUCGGGUCAGCGGGAAGCUCAAUCUUUGGCGGUUCUAGUAAUGGCGGCAACAACCUCUUCGCAUCUGCACAAAAUACAAAUGUUUUUGCGCAACAGCCGCAAACGCAAACAUUUGCAGGACAACAGCAGCAACAGCCCAGUCUCUUUGGACAACAACAGCUUGGACAGGCUCAGACAUCCAUAUUUGGACAAUCACAACAGCAACAGCCACAGCCGAAUCCCUUCGGGCAGGCUCAAGCACCAGUUUCUAACAACAACAAUGUCUUUGGACAGGCACAGCCAACAAAUGCAACACCAUUUGGCCAACCUGUUGCCUUUGCUCCACAACAACAACAACAACAGCAGCAACAGCAACAGCAGCAACCUUUUAUGGGCGGAAUGUUCACCAAGCCUCAGCCCGCCGCAGCCAACACAGGCAACAUAUUUGCACAAGCAGCCGCUCAAUCCUCAAGUGGAUUUUUUACUCAACCAGCGGGCGGAUUCCAGCAGCAGCAACAAAUGCAAUCAGACUCAACUCAACAAAUGCAACAACAGCAACAGCAGCUGCAACAGCCGGCUACUACUUCCUCAAUAUACAGUCGCAUGGAAGAUCUUACAGCUGAGGAGAUAGAGGCCUUCAAAGCGGAACAAUUCGCUCCCGGAAAGGUGCCCUUUAAGCCACCGCCUCGUGAACUUUGUUAGAAACUAUUGUUAUUGAAUAUCAUAAAUAGAUACUGCUGGAGUAC
Messenger RNA from Drosophila arizonae, 1289 nucleotides. RefSeq lists its product as uncharacterized. Gene Ontology annotation, molecular function: metal ion binding. Lineage: Eukaryota; Metazoa; Arthropoda; Insecta; Diptera; Drosophilidae. The record is from RefSeq and is a predicted model, not a curated record.